This is a messenger RNA of Thermothielavioides terrestris NRRL 8126, 2688 nucleotides long. RefSeq lists its product as uncharacterized. Bases 1 to 2688 code for a protein of 895 amino acids. The record is from RefSeq and is a predicted model, not a curated record. Gene Ontology annotation, molecular function: NADP binding; flavin adenine dinucleotide binding; hydrolase activity. Lineage: Eukaryota; Fungi; Ascomycota; Sordariomycetes; Sordariales; Chaetomiaceae. The transcript has 2 exons.
AUGCUCUUUUCUUACGUCUACACGUUCCUGAGCACCCCGUUCAUCCUCUCGCGCUUCGGCUUCGACAUCCUCCUAUGCCUGCUCCCGUGGACGCGGCCGACCAGAGAAUGGUCUCUCCAGCAGGCGGUGCGCAUGCGCAUCGUGCGCCUGGUGCUGCUCUACUGGUCGCUGCUCCGCUGGGGCGACCGGCUCAGCCUGCGGCCCGGCCGCGAGCGCAACCGGUUCGAAGUGCUCCCGCCGCAAGAUCCGAAGCUCUACCAAGGCGCCCUGGCCGACGCCACCAUCCAGCCGACAAGCAUCGGCACGACCUGGACGCCGGCGCGGCCGCCGCCCCCGGCGCUGGUCCGCCCGGACCUGGUCGUGGCGCUGCACUUCCACGGCGGCGGCUUCGCGAUCGGCACCGGCCGCGACGCCGACACGGGCUUCACGGCGCAGACGCUGCUGCGCCACCUGGGCUGCACGCACGUGUGCACGCCGCAGUACCGCCUGGCCAGCGCGCGCGACGGGUCGGGCCGGUUCCCCGCCGCGGUGCAGGACGCGCUGACGGCGUACGUGGCGCUGGUGCGCGGGCGCGGCGUGCCGCCGCGCCAGGUCGUGCUGUCGGGCGACUCGGCCGGCGCCACGGUCGCGCUGGCGCUGCUGCGCUACCUCGGCGAGCACGGCGCGGAGCUCGGCCUCCCCCCGCCCGCCGCCGUCGCGCUGUGGUCGCCCUGGGUCGACGUCGGCGCUGCCCUGCGCCUCGAUAUGCGCGCGUCGCCUAACUACAAGACCGACUACCUCAACCGGGAGUUCGGGCGGUGGGGGGCCGCCGCGGUGGCGGGGGUCGAUGGUGUGGAGGGCCAGGUGGACUCGGUGGAGCUGAAUGGAGGGUACCUCGCGCCGCUGCAUCACCCGUUCACGGUCAGCGACGAGGGCAUGCCGGCGCCGCCGCCGCUGUUUGUGCAGGGCGGGGACCGGGAGGUGCUGUGGGACGACAUCGUGCUGCUGGAGCGGCGGUACCGCGAGGCCGGGUGGACGACGCACCUGCAUGCGUCACCGCACUGUCCGCACGACAUCCUGCUGCUGGGGCCGAAGAUCGGGUUUGCGGCCGAGACCGAGGAGGCGGCGCGGGCGGCGCGCAAGUUCUUCCUCUCCACGACGGACAUCAAGCUGCGGGGGUCGGGACUUCCUGUGUCUCGCCGCGUCCACAUGGCCAACGGCAUCCCCAACGGCAUCCCAAAUGGGCGGCCCGAUGACGGCCUAUUCUUUGACAUCCUCAUCAUCGGAGCGGGCAUCUCCGGCAUCAACGCCGCAUACCGCAUCCAAACCGAAGGCCCCGCCGAUACGACCUACGCCAUCCUCGAGAGACGGAGCUCGCUCGGAGGGACAUGGGACUUGUUCCGCUAUCCCGGCAUCCGCUCCGACUCGGACAUCUUCACGUUUGGCUUCCCCUGGUAUCCGUGGAAGCACAAGUCCACGCUCGCGUCCGGCGACCAGAUCAAAGCCUACAUGACCCAGGCCGCCCAGUCGCAGGGCAUCGACCACCACAUUCUCUACGACCACAGCGUCGUGUCGGCCAACUGGAGCUCGGCCGACAAGAACUGGGAGCUGCAGGUUGCCGUGGCCGGGCGGGAUCAGCCCGCCACCUUCCGCGCGCGCUUCGUGCUGCUCGGCACCGGCUACUACGACUACGAGAAGCCGCUCGAGACCGAGAUCCCCGGCAUCGACCGCUUCGCCGGCAAGGUCAUCCACCCGCAGUUCUGGCCCAAGGACUACGACUACACCAACAAGAACGUCGUCAUCAUCGGCAGCGGCGCCACCGCCGUCACCCUGCUCCCCGCCAUGGCCGAGACCGCCAAGCACGUCACCAUGCUGCAGCGCAGCCCGGGCUACAUCUUCUCGCUGCCCUCCAACGGGCUCAUCACGGCUUUGCUCUUCGCCGUGCUGCCCGCCGCCGCCGCCCACUACCUCAGCCGCAUGUUCUGGCUGGUGACCGGCCACCUGAGGACCUGGUUCUGCCGCACCUGGCCGGGCCUGGCCAAGAUCGUGAUCCGGCGCGCCACGCAGCGCCAGCUGCCGCCGCACAUCCCGUGGGACCCGCACUUCCGCCCGCGGUACAACCCCUGGGAGCAGCGCUUCUGCGCCUGCGUGGACGGCGACUUCUUCGCCGCGCUGCGGUCGGGCAAGGCGGACGUGGCGACGGGCACGAUCCGCACGGUCACGGCGGACGCCAUCGAGCUGAACCCCGGCGGCAGCGUCGCGGCGCUGCGCCCGGACGUGAUCGUCACCGCGACGGGGCUGCGCCUGCGCUUCGGCGGCGGCAUCGCCUUCCGCGUCGACGGCGGCCCGCCCGUGCGCUGGUGCGACCGCUUCGCCUGGCGCUCCGCCAUGCUGCAGGACGUGCCCAACCUGCUGUUCCUGACUGGCUACGAGGCCGCCUCGUGGACGCUUGGCGCCGACGUCAGCGCGCGCCUGCUCGUGCGCGUGCUGCGCCGCAUGCGCGAGACGGGAGCCCAGGUCGCCGUGCCGCGCGUGCGCGCGCCCAUGCCAGAGAAGUCCAUGAUGAGCCUGACGUCGACCUACCUGAAGAAUGUGAGGGAGGUGCUGCCCAAGGGCGGGACGGGGGUCUGGGCGCCCAAGACGAAUUACUUCGCGGAUAUGGCGAGGGCCAAGUGGGGGAGUCUUGACGCCGAUUUGGAGUUCUCGUAG